AUGGCAUCAGUAAAAGAAGUUGCGACUUUAUAUCAAAACUUAAAAAGUGAAUGGUCGAAAAAACCUCGAAAACUUGACAAAUGUGGUGAAUUAUUGAACAAAAUAAAGAUCGCUUUAACCCAAUUAUCGUUUUUACCUAGCAAUAAUACUACGGUUAAUCAGAAAGAGUUGAUAUUAGCACGGGAUGUGCUUGAAAUUGGAGCUCAAUGGGCAGUAGCUGUAAAGGAUGUCAAAGCUUACGAACGAUUCAUGUCUCAACUCAAAUGUUAUUAUUUUGAUUACAAAUCCUGUCUUCCUGAAUCAGCAUUCAUGUACCAACUCCUUGGUCUAAACUUGUUGUUCCUUCUCUCUCAAAACCGUGUAGCAGAGUUCCAUACUGAAUUAGAACGCCUUUCGGUUGACAUCAUUCGAGCUGAUCCAUAUAUAAGACACCCCUUGGCUUUGGAGCAAUAUUUGAUGGAAGGGAGCUACAAUAAAAUAUUUUUAGCUAAGGACAAUGUACCAGCUGAAAGCUACACCCUCUUUAUGGACACUUUGCUAGACACUGUAAGAGGCGAGAUUGCUGCUUGCAUUGAGAAAGCCUACCAGUGCAUAUCGUGUGCUGAAGCUGCUAGGAGGCUAAACCUGCCUUCCCAACAGGCUGCGCUUGAAUAUGGGAAAAAGCGUAACUGGGUACUAGGUCCUGACAACUGCUACCAUUUCAAUGCCUCAUCAGAAACAUGUGCUGCUGUUGCUGAUGUGUUGCCAUCAUCCGAGUUGGCAGGACAGACUAUUGAAUACGCCAGACACCUUGAGAUGAUUGUCUAG
Messenger RNA from Arctia plantaginis, 807 nucleotides. Lineage: Eukaryota; Metazoa; Arthropoda; Insecta; Lepidoptera; Erebidae. The record is from the annotation of a GenBank genome assembly.